AUGUUCCCACCACUCAUUUUUAUAUGUCUUUUGGAGGUGGUACACUGGAUAGGAACAUAUCGUACACAUUCUGAAACAAUUUCACCUCUCCGUUUAAUCAUCUUUGGUCAGGUACUGGUACCUGGUCUUAACCCAUACAUCGAAGUUUGUUUAGCUGUACCUCAACAUCAUCCGGGUGUAGCCGCUUCUGCUACCAACAAGGUGCUCACUUCCGGUGUUUUGCAGGAGAUAUUUGCUGCACUCUGUCCCAGUUUGGUAUUAGUUCGGUGA
Loa loa (African eye worm) is the source of this 270-nucleotide messenger RNA. RefSeq lists its product as hypothetical. The coding region runs from base 1 to 270 and encodes 89 amino acids. The transcript has 2 exons. Lineage: Eukaryota; Metazoa; Nematoda; Chromadorea; Rhabditida; Onchocercidae. The record is from RefSeq and is a predicted model, not a curated record.